AUGCCGCCGAUGAAGAAUACACCGCCUGCAAAGGCCGUGAAGACUGAGCGGACUCACGAGGAGAACCAGGAAAGAGCAUACAUCGCCGCCUCGAGAAGAAGUGAUCGAAGCCUAGAGGCUCGAGUAGAAUCCGCCCGGAGAGCAUCUGAAAUCCACAAACGACGGACGGGUCGGUCACUCCGAGUCACUGAACAAGAUGUCAUCAAUGAAGAGAUGUAUGAAGAGGAGGACGAUGAUCUGCCUUUGCAGUAUAGGCGGCUUACAGAGCAUUUGCAGACCGGCUCGGCCGACUUCAAUAGACGGUUGGCAGCAUAUCUGACAAACCAGGUGGCGAUGCGAACCGCAAUGGAGCAGAUGGUCCAAAGCCCAUAUGGCUUACAUCCCAACCGCGCUUAUCAAGGCAACUCCGGCAUGUUCCCAUCUCCUAUGCUGCCUCAACAGCAGGGCAUGGUUCAGUCACCAAAUGCAUACCAGCGUCCAGCCCCAUAUCCCUCACCGCAUCACCCCAGCUUCCGCCAGACACAUGGCAGAGCGUUCUCAAUGCAAGCAAUGCCCACAGCCCAAGGAAUGACAUCUCCAUCCGCGUCCGCUCAACAGCUAUCAGCAGAUAACCGAAGGUUAUCGACGCCGACCUCAGCACAUCCCGAUCUCUCGUCAGGUCCGCAAAUUCAAACGGACGGAUUGAAAGCAGACCCAGAAUAUCAACGCCAAACCCAGUCAGCGACACUGCCUCAAGGCGGAUCCGGAUCAAAUGGAUUUAUGCCUUUCUGGCGAGACAUGGGACCUUUCACCACUUCGCUCCCACCGGAGUCCCAGCAGAUGCUCGCACAGGCACCUGGCUUCGACGUCAGGGAUCCAGACUAUGCCAUGCUAAUGCAGGGCUCGGAGCAGUUCAUCAACGAUCCCUACUACCCCUGGCAGAACAUGCACAGCGGCAUCAAAGGUAUGCCAGUCCACCCCUCAGCAUAUCCGGGUAUGUCGGCGACACUGGCACCGGCGGCACUAGAGAAAAACACAGACUACCUCAAACAACCUGUGUCGACAUCAGCCGGAGGACCCACUUCUGCACCUGCAGCACCCACCGAUGUUCUGCCUAGUGCCGGUCUUGACUUCAAGUUCAGUCAAGAAAGCAAAGAGCCCGCUUUCACCUCAAUAGUCGGCGACAUGGCCAUCAGUCCAGGCCAGGUGACCCCUGUUGGCGAGGGCUUCUGGGAUCACUUCGUCAUGGACGGUAGCUGGGAGGAUGGCGUGAAUAGUAUUCAUCGCCCUGGUGCUGACGGUAACCCUGGUGAUGACAACAACCCUUCGGACAACAUGCCCGGCAACAAUCUCCGCGGCGUCGAGGUCGGGUCCGGAGGCGAGGUGGAUCGAAAGCAUGGCGCUUGA
Cladophialophora yegresii CBS 114405 is the source of this 1386-nucleotide messenger RNA. RefSeq lists its product as uncharacterized. Lineage: Eukaryota; Fungi; Ascomycota; Eurotiomycetes; Chaetothyriales; Herpotrichiellaceae. The record is from RefSeq and is a predicted model, not a curated record. Bases 1 to 1386 code for a protein of 461 amino acids. The transcript is spliced from 2 exons.